GUGUUGUUGCUGCCUUCACCAUAGACUAUACUUGCGGACCUGUGAGGGUGGCUUACAAUAACAGUUUAGCUUGCUAGAUUAUCAACUCUAGCAAAUUAAGUAUGAAAACGACUUACUCGGCUGUUUAAAAUAAUAUUACGCCGAAGCACGAACAAACAAAUGUAGAUAAUUGGGCGAUGCUUGCUGUUUUUAAGUUGCAGUUCUUAAUAUAGAGGUGGUUUUCAUAAAUCAUGUCUACAAACUAGACAGCUAGCUGACACUAGCAUAUGCUAGUUUGACGGAGUGCGAGCUAACGUUAGUUAGUCUAGGAAGCUUUCGCUACCCAACGAAAACGAGUUGACAACUGAGUGGACCAAACGCGUUUCCCUCUCACUGAACACAUAUUUAAUAUGGUAUUCAGAUAAUCUGAGUUGUACAGUGAGGCAAGACAAUCGCUUUUCAAAUCAACUGGUUUUAUGUUUGAUGCUAACAUUAGCUAUCAUUUUGCUAAUAUUCCCGUCCGUUUUGCCUAGCUAGCUAGCUAACUAGCUCUUCUGUUGGCUAGCUAGCAUAAUAUUCACAACUGAUACCCGUUCUACUGGAAAUGGCCCCAAUUAGGCUUUCUGAAGGUGAGAUCUCAUGCCCACACUCUGCAGGUAGACGCUCUGAUGUGCUCAUGGAGAAGGCGGCCUUUGAGGGGUGGCUGGAAUCAGUCUCCGCCUCCUACCUCACACUGAGCGACCAGCAGAGGAACCAGUCGCUGGACCGCCUCAUCUCCCUGAGCGGCGCCACCCAGCUCCGCUACCUGUCCAAUGGGCUGGAGACGUUGCUGAAGAGGGACUUCCUGCGGCUGCUGCCCCUGGAGCUGGCCUUCUACCUGCUGCGCUGGUUGGACCCAGAGACACUGAUCACCUGCUGCCUGGUGUGCAAGCAGUGGAACAAGGUGAUCAGCACCUGCACGGAGGUGUGGCAGGGCGUGUGCUGCGAUCUGGGCUGGCGCAUCGACGACUCCAUCCAGGACGCACAGCACUGGAAGUGCAUCUACCUGAAGGCCAAGCUGCGCAUGAAGCAGCUGAAGGAGGAGGAGGCCUUCGAGACGUCCUCGCUGAUCGGCCACAGCGCCCGGGUCUAUGCGCUCUACUACAAAGAUGGUCUCCUCUGCACAGGCUCAGAUGAUCUCUCUGCAAAGCUGUGGGAUGUUCGCACUGGGCAGUGCAUCUACGGGAUCCAGACCCACACCUGCGCCACAGUGAAAUUCGACGAGCAAAAGUUGGUGACCGGAUCGUUUGACAACACCAUUGCAUGCUGGGAGUGGAGCACGGGUGCCAAAAUUCAGCAGUUCCGCGGGCACACAGGGGCAGUGUUCAGCGUCGACUACAACGACGACCUGGACACCCUGGUGAGUGGCUCGGCCGACUUCACCGUCAAAGUGUGGGCUCUCUCAGCAGGGGCAUGUCUCAACACGUUCACCGGGCACACGGAGUGGGUCACCAAGGUUAUUCUUUCAAUGAGCGAAGUGGAGUCCAUGAUGCACAGUCCGGGGGAUUACACCUUACUGAGUGCUGAUAAGUAUGAGAUCAAGGUCUGGCCCAUCGGCAGGGAGAUCAACUGUGAGUGUUUGAAGACCCUGGCCGUGUCAGAGGACCGCAGCGUCUGCUUGCAGCCGCGUCUGCAGUUCGACGGGCGCCAUGUCAUCUGCAGCUCCGACCUGGGCGUCUACCAGUGGGACUUCGCCAGCUUUGAUAUCCUCAGGGUCAUCAAGACGCACCACAUGCCCAACCUCUCCUUGCUGAGCUUCGGCGAGGUGUUCGCCCUGCUGUUCGACCACAGCUACCUGUACGUGAUGGACCUGAGGACUGAGGUCAUCACGGGCCGCUGGCCGCUGCCGGCCUACCGCAAGUCAAAGCGCGGCUCCAGCUUCCUGCCCGGCGUCACGGCCUGGCUCAACGGACUGGACGGGGACAAUGACUCAGGCCUGGUGUUUGCCACCAGCAUGCCCGACCAUAGCAUUCACUUGGUACUGUGGAAGGAGAACGGGUAGAACAGGCAGUGUGCAGCCUGGCAAAGACAGAACCAGGAGGUCACCAUCACUGGUACUGUGGAAGGAGAACGGGUAGAACAGGCAGUGUGGAGCCUGGCAAAGACAGAACCAGGAGGUCACCAUCUCUGCAAGAGGAGGGGGGGGAGGACAACCAAGGGUGCUCUUUGACUUCAAACAAAGACAUAAAAAUAAUCGAAAAACGGCCAACUUAGAUAUUGCAUGGACCAAAGUCUUCUCGUUUUUUGGGUUUAUUUUUAUUAUUUUAGUUAUUUUGCUUUUAGGUUCUACAACUGUUUGACACACUUGCAGUUUCAUAUACACACACAUGCAGUCUGCUUUUAGAUAGUGUGAGUAGAGCGAACUGGAACGCCAGCUGUGUCAGCACGAACUCGGCGUGGCGUGGUGGUUAUGUAACCUGGCCUUCGGGCCUGUCCAGCGUUACUGAUAAGGGAAUAAACUUUAACACGAGGAAGACCCUGAAGCUCUGCACCCAACCACCCCACCUUGGUCCUGAGAGUUCGUGUCGGCCGUCGAUCCACAACACAGGAAGCCAUCGCCACGAUCACCUCAUUACAUCACACAUUUGACUCGUACUACUACUGGAGAGAAAAACAUGGAGGAGAUGUUGCCUUAAAGUAACACUUUUUUUUCUUUGGGGGGGAGGGGGGCGGCUAAACACCCCUUUUUCAACAGUUUUGGAGACGUGAAGUGUCCGUCUAUUCAUGGAGUCAUCCAUUCAUAACAGUACAGGUUUCAGACUUCUCAUUAGAACCAGUAAACCACCACACACUGUCAUAAGCGUCAAGCAUGGCAAAAUAAAAGCCCUUGGGUUGGACAACAUUUAGCUCUUCCUCUGUCCUUCCUUUCCCUCUAUAGGAAGCAAUCCUCAGUUUUUUUAAAAGCAUAAUCUUCAGUCACCGUGUGCAUCUUUACCAAGGUAUGGGAUUUCCUAACGUCUCCAUUUUGAGAAUGAUACUUUCUUUAGUCUUGUGCCUUUCUUCCACAAACACACUUACCUUUCCAACAUCUGAGCCAUUCUAGUGGAGGUGCAAUAACACAUCCGUACAGAAGCGUUGGCAGGAAGUGUAUUCAUAAACCUGCCCUGUAUCUUAAUAGCUUUGAAGACUUCUCACACAAAGUCACAUUACUGAACCAGUAUAUCUGUAGUGUUUUUUUAAUCGUUUUUAAGUAUUUGAGCAACUACCGCUACCUAAACUCUGCACAAUUGGGUCAACAGCCAGAAGCACGGGUCAGGCAGUGAAGUUAUUUGGCCUAAGGCUUUUCUACCGGACAUGCUUGCUCUCCUCUCUGUACCAGUAGUUGGUUCUGAGUUAAUCAGAUUGGGUUGGUUAAUUAGUAAAAGGUGUGGCAGGUGGGUUUAGGUGUUUGGUAAUGCUGUGGAAUACAUAGUCAUAGUACAUGACUUUAAAAAGUCUUCCAUUGUCUUUAAUGCAGACGGUAAACUGAAAGAAAUGAGACUGCAUGUCACAAAUGGCAAAAUACUGUAUGUGUGUGUGUGUGUGUGUGUGUGUGUGUAGGGUGGGGGUUGUGAGUGAGUGAGUGAGCAAGGCACUGUUUCAGCUCUUCUUCUGCCAUAGUACACAAUCAGACCAUCUCAAAGCGUGUGAUGUUGGCUUGGCUAGAUGUUUAUAAAAUUAAAAUAAGCUGCCUUUAAAAUAAAUGAAAGUAGCAAA
Messenger RNA from Clupea harengus (Atlantic herring), 3714 nucleotides. It is a transcript of the gene fbxw2, whose product is annotated as F-box and WD repeat domain containing 2. Lineage: Eukaryota; Metazoa; Chordata; Actinopteri; Clupeiformes; Clupeidae. Gene Ontology annotation, molecular function: protein binding. The record is from RefSeq and is a predicted model, not a curated record.